This is a messenger RNA of Anolis sagrei ordinatus, 1226 nucleotides long. Its product is annotated as mas-related G-protein coupled receptor member H-like. The record is from RefSeq and is a predicted model, not a curated record. Gene Ontology annotation, cellular component: membrane. Gene Ontology annotation, biological process: G protein-coupled receptor signaling pathway. Gene Ontology annotation, molecular function: G protein-coupled receptor activity. NCBI's taxonomy places the organism in Eukaryota, Metazoa, Chordata, Lepidosauria, Squamata, Anolidae.
UCUCUUUCUCCCUGGACUUCACUGACAAGCAGUUUCAUUUUCACUAUGAAAAGUGUACUUCCUCUGAACCUUACAGACAAACAACAAAGCUAUUGUGGAAGUCAUUCUACUUGUGGUGGUCGUGAUGAAGACAAUUUCAGUCAAGCUGAAUUGUUUAAUGACCAGUUCUUCAAAGUAACAUUCUUAUCCAAUCCUGAUUCAACUGCCCAUGCCAUUUUUAUUCUUACUGUUUUAAUAAGCAUUGUAGGGAUAGUGGGAAAUGGAUGUGUGAUUUGGCUGCUUGGUUUCUUCAUUGAGAGAAAUAAUUUCACAAUCUAUGUCUUGAACUUAGCCAUCACUGAUCUUGGUAUGCUUAUAGGUGCAUUGGCUUUCAAUGUCCCAUUCAUUACCGAAUUAAAAGUGGCUGAUGUCCAAAAGAUACAAUGGGUUUUCUGGCAAUUCUCUCUCUUCACAUAUUCUGUAGGUUUAUAUCUUCUGACAGCCAUUGGUAUAGAAAGAUGUCUUUGCAUUCUCUUUCCCAUCUGGGUCCGUUGUCACCGGCCAAAACACCUUUCCAUUACUGUAUCUGUCAUGUCUUGGAUAGUAUCUGCCGUGUUUUGUAUUACUGAAUUCUUACUUCAUUACUUUUGUUUAUUAGACCUUUGGUUUACAUCUAUCAGGAUUAUGUUUAGUGUAAACCUCUUUAUUUUAACACCUGUCAUGGUAGUCUCUACCCUGAUUCUAUUGAUCAAAAUUCCCUUUAGACACCAGCCAGGAAAGCUGCAUACUAUCAUACUCAUCAUUCUCAUCUUCUUCAUUAUCACUGCUAUCCCGUAUGGUACUUUUUUCUUUAUUUCUACCAUCAAUUAUAAUUUUCAUUCUAUUGCGGUUCCAGUGUUUACCUUGUUAGUUAUUCUGAAUAGCAGCAUCAACUCAAUUAUUUACUUCUUUGUUGGGAUACAGUGCAAUCGUAGAUCCUGUGAUUCCAUCAAAGUUGUGUUCCAAAGAAUUUUUAAAGAUGAAACUGAGCAUGCAGAAACCAUAGUGACAUAGGACUUCAUCAAAUAAUGAAUCCACUUUAAAUCCGGUUUCUGCCUCCUGCAGAAUUCUAGGGUUUGUAGUCUAGGGAAGAGUCUUUAACAGCCUCACAAAACUAUAAAUCCCAGAAUUCUGCAGGAGGCAGAAACCGGACUUAAAGUGAUUCAUUCUCUAGUGUGAUGAAGUACAUAAUAGUGACAAAGCCGAGG